UAAGAAGCGGCAGAGUCACGCGCCAUCGAGUCACGUGACCGUGGUUGAGGCGACCUAACAUCGUUUAGCGACGUUAAAGUCGGCCUUUCGCCUUAUUUUGUCUUCUCGAUCCGAUUCGACACUUUUGAACUCUUGGGUCGCCGCUGUGACCGAGCAGCCGAGUUUCAGGGGCACGCAUGCGCCUGAGAGACUUGAAUCAUCACUGACGUCAUCAGCUGCAGCCUCCGUCACGCCAUGGCGCUGGCGUGGUGCUCGCUGGUCUUGAGUUUGCUGGGCGCAGGCGCGGCGCUGGUGUGUCCCGACGGCACCGCCUGCCACGACGGAAGCACGUGCUGCGAGGACGUCCUGGGCCGAUACGGGUGCUGCCCCUUGCCCAACGCCGUGUGCUGCUCCGACGGCCUCCGCUGCUGCCCGCACGGCACCGUGUGCGACCUGCAGCACGCCACGUGCGCCAACACGACGGCGUCGCUCCCCUGGACGAGGUCACUUCCUCCCGAGCGGAGCGGGCGAGGGUCGGCCGUGAUGUGCCCGGACCGGCAUUCCGAGUGCCCGGACGCCACCACUUGCUGCCAGCUCCCCGACGGCUCGUGGGGGUGCUGCCCGCUGGCCAAGGCGGUGUGCUGCGACGACAAGCGCCACUGCUGUCCCGAGGGAACCGCCUGCGACCUCUCGCGGUCCAUAUGCGCGUCGGCGGGCAGAGACUGGCGAGGCUGGCGACCCCUGGUGGAAAAGCUUCCUGCCGGGCCCGGUCUCGGCGCUCCAGCGACGUGUCCCGACGAGACGACGUGCUGCCAAGUGAGCUCGGGCGCGUACGGCUGCUGCCCCGUGCCCGACGCCACGUGCUGCUCGGACCGCCUCCACUGCUGCCCUCACGGCACCGUGUGCAACUUGGCCGCCGGCACGUGCGACGAGGCCGCGGGCGAACGCCGCGACCCGGAGACCCGCGACGACCCGCCGCUCGCCGAGGCGGUCGCCGUGACGACGGUGAACGCACGCGACGAGCGGACCGGCCGCCCGCCGCCGCAGGCAGUGUGCUGCGAGGACGGCUCCCGCCGCCCCCCCGCCGGGCACACGUGCCUCCCCCGCCGCUCGUCCCGCUCCCGAGGACGCCGCGUGAUCCCCUGGCUCGCCAAAGCGCCCGCCGCCACGCGCCCGGCGGCCGUCGCCGACGUCAAGUGCGACGACAAGAGCAGCUGCGCGGCGGGCACUACCUGCUGCAAGCUGCCCACCGGGGAGUGGGGGUGCUGCCCGCUCGUCAAGGCUGUGUGCUGCGCUGACCGCGAGCACUGCUGCCCACAGGGGUACUCGUGCAACAUGGAGACGGGCACGUGCGAGAAGAAGACGCACGCGGCGUCCGUGGCGCCGGAGGUCGGCGGCGUGCCCUGCGACGCGGCGGCGACGUUCACCUGCGCCCGGCGGGAGACGUGCUGUCGGACCACCGUCUCGCAGUGGGCUUGCUGCCCCUCGCCCCAGGCGGUUUGCUGCGCCGACAUGAAGCACUGCUGCCCCGCCCGCUUCUCGUGCCACCCGAGCGGCGGCUGCGUCCGGGCGGCGCCCGGUUGGGACGGCCACGCGUGACGCGCCGGUUUCUGUUUUCGAACGCCGGACACGCCCCCUUCCUCCGUGAUGUCACCGCCCCUUGGACGGCUUUCGUGUUUUAAUCCGAAAGACGAUUUGAUCACAUGACCACCGCCGGCCAAUCAGCUUUUGCUCGUCCUCUUUGCAACAGCUCAAAGUAUUUUUAAUGAGUUAACUUUCAAUAAAAUCCUACGUGUCUGAA
This is a messenger RNA of Phyllopteryx taeniolatus (common seadragon), 1780 nucleotides long. It is a transcript of the gene grnb, whose product is annotated as granulin b. The record is from RefSeq and is a predicted model, not a curated record. The coding region runs from base 235 to 1578 and encodes 447 amino acids. NCBI's taxonomy places the organism in Eukaryota, Metazoa, Chordata, Actinopteri, Syngnathiformes, Syngnathidae. The transcript is spliced from 11 exons. Gene Ontology annotation, cellular component: extracellular region.